UCUCUGUCGUCGAGAAAACAUUGAACACUGUCUAGACUCUCUACCGUUUCUUGUGUUGUGAAUUGAAUUUCAAUAUCUCUUCACUGCUGAAUUUUCCAGCGGCUGAUAAACACUUGAGUUGGUUUCAAUUCCAGGAUCCUUUUUUGAAAGAAGUAAAAAUUUGUUGGAUAGCGUUUUAUAAUGCAACAUAUAGAUGAAACUGAAGACGGAGAAAUUUCUGACGAUAGUGAUAUUGAGCCAUAUACUGCUUUAGAAAGACCUACAUCAUUCACUACUGCACACCAACCCUUCAAGCAAGUUGCAGAAGAUACUGAUGAAUCGAGCGAGUCAAGCAGUAGUAGUGAUGAAAGCAGCAGUGAUGAGCAACUACAGAGGCCAGCAAAAAGACGAAGAAAAGCAGAAACCAAAGCAUUAAAACCUGCCCAACCAGUUGGCAAGCACAAUGUUUGGAGUACAGUAGUGUUUGAGGAUCAGUUUGAACAAGACAUUAAAGACAUUAAUGUGCAUCACAGCAAGAAUUACCUUGAUAGGUCUAGGGAUGUUGAAUCUUAUAACUAUGUACUGUGCAUGAAAAAUCGCCUGGAAGAAGAAGACAUUGAUGAAAAAACUGAACAAAGGAUCCGGAAGAAGAUUGCUGAUUUAGAUGAAAAAUAUGGAGGUGGAGCUCCUGUGAAAGUAGAAAAGGCAGUUGAUGAAGACUUUGAGCAGAGCCUUCAGCAAACCCAAACACUGUUGAAUUCUCGAAAAAGGAAAAUGGAUCAGAGAGAUAAAGAACCCCAAAGUACUGUCCCCAAAUCCAAAGUUAAAGCAAGACUCAGGCGUGUUGAAGAGCUAUCUGUUACUGAAAAAUCUACUGUCAUGGAAGUGGCCCAGGAUAUAGCUCUAAAGCUUCACGAAGAAAAGAUGGAUUUGAUUCUCCGUGUAGUUGAAAUAUUGGGCAAGGAAAUAACAAUCAAACUGUUCUACGAAACGCAAGAAACUGAAAAUGACGGAGGUAUCUUGAUCGCGGAUGGAUCUCGGAGAAGGACUCCCGGUGGUGUCUUCCUCUUCUUGUUGCGCAAUCACGAAGAAAUCCCGAUGGAAAAAAUUCGUGAAAUAUUCAGCGAAGAGACCAAAGCAAGAGAACAACACAAACGAACUUUACGAGCUAAAAGACGGCAAACACAAGCAGACAAAUUAAAGAAAUCACUUCCAGCGCCAAAUACUUUACCUGAAUUGCCAACGCGAGUCGAGCUGGAGAUUCAAAAGAGUCAACAAGACGCCCAACCAACAGCAACUGAACCGCUAAUGAAAUCAGACAAUGAAACAAUAAUGGAGCAGCAGCCCAUCCAAAGUGAAAUCGCUGAAUGUGAAGUACUUGACUGUACUGACAUACAUUUCGAUUCCGAAUGAAGCAUUUUUGAACGUAAGAACAGUUGAGUAUGUAUUCCUGAGAAAACUCCUAAUUGUAUGUUUAUUUCUCGUAUAUAACAUUGACGCUAAUGCGUGUUUGUACCGAGACGAUUUAAAAUACAGUACCUUUCCAGUU
Messenger RNA from Daphnia pulex (common water flea), 1528 nucleotides. RefSeq names its product phosphorylated adapter RNA export protein-like (gene Phax). The record is from RefSeq and is a predicted model, not a curated record. The coding region runs from base 181 to 1392 and encodes 403 amino acids. The transcript is spliced from 4 exons. NCBI's taxonomy places the organism in Eukaryota, Metazoa, Arthropoda, Branchiopoda, Diplostraca, Daphniidae. Gene Ontology annotation, biological process: snRNA export from nucleus. Gene Ontology annotation, cellular component: nucleus.